AUGAACUUCAACGCCUCUGGCAUUGGCCCCAGCCGGCACAACCAUGGCCAUAGCCCAUCAAACAAGCUUGAACAAUCACUGGCUGCGUCAUCGGAUGCCCGCGAGCUCGAUCGCUUCUUCAACUUUGACACUCCUCAGGCUGGGGCUGAAGUUGGUCACAACCAUGCCAAUUAUCAACUCCCAUGGAUGAUCGGUUCUACUAGUGGGCGGUGGCCCCCCCAAAACGUGCCGCCAAUGGAACUCAGACACGAUCCUUACCGUGAUUAUCAUCACGCAGAACUUCAGCGUCAGUCGUUACUCCCACCGCAGCCUGUCGUGCCAAGCCUCGCGCUGGCUCAGCCGUCAUCAGAUCAUCAUCAUCAUCAUGAUCAGUUCCUGCCCCAGUGGGCUCCGGAUCAACCCCAGAAUCUCCAACUUGCCGAAGUUAUCCAAACCUCCUUCAACGCGGUUUGGCCCAAAGAGUGGCCCUCCCAUGAUCAAGACUUCCAAGUCACACCCAAAAAUACCCAUAUUCCCGGCCCAGUGCCCAACAGUGGGCCAUCAUCGUUGCCGGGGACUGGGCUCACCGCCCAGCCCACUGUGACUCCAAGUCAAAUUUCUAAGGCCCCCCAGCGGGGCCGAUCCAAACGCACUGCUCAAACUAGUAUGCGCGCAUCAUCCCGGCGCCUGAAGGCCAAAAGUGGCGUUGAGUCAGAGGGGGGAGAAAACCUUGUUCAAACUUACAUGUUUGUACCGUCGAACUCCGGAGAUGCUUCGUUGGACUUUCGUGAAGAGAUGAAAUAUUCACUUUUCAAUGAAUCACUCUUACCGACAACAGCCGAAAUUAAAGCUAUGGUACAGACCUCUUGGGAAACUGCAAUCGGCAGGCAGCCAGCGGACCUUCGCGAAUGGGCUGAGAAUUUUCGCACUUCUCUGAAAAAGGGCCUCGUAAACAUAGUCGACUCUGUCAGAAGUGACAUGAAGGAUGUCGCGAGGUUAUUUGUUUAUUUCCGAUAUGACCUACAAAUCUACCAGAUGAACGUCUCGCACCUUAUCAAUCGCAGGAUUCGAGUCUUAUAUUUAACGGAGGAUGAUUCUAGAUUUCUUGAUGUCACGCUAACGAUCGAUGAGCGUACCAUUGUUGUUCUUUUUGGGAACCCAGCCGUCAUGGCAUACAUUGGAUACCUGCUGUACGACAGCAGGUAUCAAUAUCAUCGAUAUAUCGGCAGUUGCUUGACUGAACCAUCGCCCGAUGGUGUAUCCACAAUGACGGUCGAGAAGUUGCGACCGCUGUUCACCAUGACAGGCACUCUCUUUCGCUGGGCCUUAGAAGAGCGGCUGAACGGGCACGGUGAUUGA
Messenger RNA from Suillus fuscotomentosus, 1338 nucleotides. RefSeq lists its product as uncharacterized. The transcript is spliced from 3 exons. The coding region runs from base 1 to 1338 and encodes 445 amino acids. The record is from RefSeq and is a predicted model, not a curated record. NCBI's taxonomy places the organism in Eukaryota, Fungi, Basidiomycota, Agaricomycetes, Boletales, Suillaceae.